AAAUGUAAAAAGCGAGUGGAUUUGCUCAUUAGUGAGCAAGUAUUAUCCUAAUUCCCCUCACGCAGAGUCGUCCGACGCGAAGCAUCGCCCCGUACCCUCACUUUCUCUCUCUAGGGUUCUUCUUCCAUCUCUCCCUCCCUCGUCGUUUUCCAGGAUACCAAGGGAAAGUCGUAUUGUUUUAAAUGGAUUUGUCGGAGCUCUGGGGGAUCUUCGGUCCUGGCGUUGCCGGAGCCGUGUUCGGGGCCGGCUGGUGGUUCUGGGUUGACGCUGUCGUUUGCAGUUCUGUCAAGGUCGCCUUCCUCCACUACCUCCCUGGCAUAUUUGCGUCGAUAGCGGCGCUGAUGUUCAAUUGCGUCAAAAAGGAGGACAUUGAUUACUCCCCUUAUGAAGAAGGCGAGUGGAGAUUGAAGCUUUGGCUGUUCAUUGCUUAUGUUGUUGCAUUUGUAUCUCUAGCUGCAUCGGUGGGUCUGUUAAUACAAGAUUCUUUAGUGAAAACUGGCCCUUCAGUGUGGACUGGAACUGCUGGUGUGUUGCAAGCAGUUUUUGUGUUGAUCAGUGGGCUAAUUUAUUGGACUGCUCACCCGGAGUAAGUAGUGAUCUACCAGCGGUACCAUUUUCCUUGGAACCUGGAUUUCGCAAGUGAGAAAAUUGGCCGUGCAUGUAUCAUUUAAACUUCCUCAAGCAUUUGGACCAAGGAGACAGGAAAAUGAAUAGUAAAUACGGUUCAAUUUGCAACUCCAUAGGUAAUAUGGAAGACUUCUUGACCUUUGUAAAUGUUUGUAAUGUGAUACCAGUCUUGGUUAAUUUGUUAAAACUAAAGUAGUGUCUAUUCAAAAUACAAUUUUUCCUCCCUUAUUCGCAA
Pyrus x bretschneideri (Chinese white pear) is the source of this 862-nucleotide messenger RNA. Its product is annotated as transmembrane protein 50A. The transcript has 5 exons. The coding region runs from base 183 to 590 and encodes 135 amino acids. Lineage: Eukaryota; Viridiplantae; Streptophyta; Magnoliopsida; Rosales; Rosaceae. The record is from RefSeq and is a predicted model, not a curated record. Gene Ontology annotation, biological process: late endosome to vacuole transport via multivesicular body sorting pathway; protein targeting to vacuole.